This is a messenger RNA of Micromonas commoda, 930 nucleotides long. RefSeq lists its product with no specific name. Bases 1 to 930 code for a protein of 309 amino acids. The record is from RefSeq and is a predicted model, not a curated record. Lineage: Eukaryota; Viridiplantae; Chlorophyta; Mamiellophyceae; Mamiellales; Mamiellaceae. The transcript has a single exon.
AUGGCGGUCAUGUCGGUGAGUCGCGUGGCACCCGCGCCCUCGACUCGGCCGGGGGCGCGGUCGGGCGCGCGCGCACCGAGUAGAGGACCGGGUCCAUCGUCGUCGUUCAGUGGACGGGGCUCCAGGAGGUGUGCUCCUCUGAGGGCACGCUAUGGCAUGACCCUCGGGGAAUGGUGCGACGAGAACGGCGAGUACGGCGAUAAGCUGCUGGAGGAGUGGUACGAUCCUGAUAGGACGGUGGAGGAGGUGACGAGAGGCAAUAGAGUGUACAAGGGGCUGUGGAGGUGCUCGGCGGGAUGCACGAAGGACGGGGAGGCGUUCACGUGGGAGGCAACGGUGGGCCAUCGCACCAAUUCAGAACGUCCUCGAGGGUGCCCGGGCUGCGCAAGAAAAUCGCCGACGGAUCAAAACAACCUACUGCAGUGGUGCCAGGAUAACGGUGAACACGGCCGGAAGCUGAUCGAGGAGUGGGCAGAGCCGACAUUGGCCAUGAAGGACGUGACGCCCGGGUCAACGAAGAAGCUGUCGUGGAGGUGCUUGGCGGGAUGCACGGAGGACGGGGAGGCGAUCACGUGGGAGGCAUCACCGAACAAUCGCACCGGUUCACUUCGCACAGGGUGCCCGGGCUGUGCAGGUAAAUCGCCGACGGAUCAACACAACCUACUGCAGUGGUGCCAGGAUAACGGUGAACACGGACGGAAGCUGAUCGAGGAGUGGGCAGAGCCGACAUUGGCCAUGAAGGACGUGACGCCCGGGUCAGAAAAGAAGAUGUCGUGGAGGUGCUCGGCGGGUUGCAAGGAGGACGGGGAGCCAUUCACGUGGGAGGCAAGGGUGCACGAUCGCACCGGUUCGGAUCGUACAGGGUGCCCGGGUUGCAGUCCUAGCACGCCGAUAAGCCUGCAGAAACGCCUAGGAAAAGUAGCACGAUGA